AUAUGGAGUCAAAUACCAAUGCGACUUCGACGUCAUGGCACCACAGAGGGUGCAUCACCCGGACGAGGCUCCUCCGGAGUACUCUGUCCGUGACCCGCAGUUGCAAGCAACGCCCCCAUGUAACCCGCGAAUGCAAACAACGCCUCCAGGUAACCCGCAAUUGCCAGCAACGCCUCCAAAACGAAAAUGGACGGACAAUCGAGUCCGAGUAUGGAGUCUUGUAGCACUUGGAGUCCUUGCUAUCAUCAUAUUCGGUGCAGCGUACGGCGUAAAGAGAUCAAGAUCCGACGACGCAGAGAAUAGUCGUGACCAACAACUACAGGCCUGGUCUUCAAGUCGGGCAAUAUACCCAACCGGCACUCCUGCAACUUCGAGUUCCUUCCCUGACCCUACGCCUGGUCCUACUCAACCUGUUCUGCAGGCACAAGGACCAAUGCCGAGAGACAUCAGCGUCGCUGUAGAGGUCCCCGACCUGCUGAUCUGGGAUCUGCGUGCCAGAGGCCGCAUAUACACAAGGAAGCUCGACCGCGACUUCGAAGUCGAUCCCUAUCGCCAAUUGUUAGUUACCCCUGUGGUUGUCAACACGGGUGAGACGACGCGAACAGCAGUCGCCGUCAAUGGCGUCAGCGGCGGCAUCUUGUACAUGCACUUCCACGACGGCCGGUGGGAGGACUGGCAAGAACUCGAGUUUGCGGCGAAGUUCCUGCGGCGUCCUGCUGUGAUCUCGAGGGCCCAGCAUAGGGUCGAUGUUGUCAACGUGGAUAGCGAAGGGUCUGUGUGGAUUGUUUCGUACGACGGUUCCGCGUGGAGCGAAUGGACGCAACUCGGUACCAAUGUCUCAGCAGACGUCUCGGCGACAACAUGGGGCGAAGAUCGAAUCGACGUGUUUAUCAGCAAUGGCGAGACCUUCAUGCAUAAGCACUGGACACCGGACUCUGGGUGGCCUGAGAACUGGGAGGAUCUGGGUAAUCCGUUUGGACGAAGUUUGUGGACUAGACAGGCUAUCUCGCCCGGACCCCCUUCCAUUUCUUCGCCCAUGGCUGUCUCAUGGCGCGACGGGGACGAUGGUGUGAUCGACAUAUUCGUUACCGACGGAAGCUCGCGACACAAGAUGUUCAGAGGCGGUGCAUGGAGCGACUGGCUCAUCGUCAGCGCCAGCCACGAGGGCGGCGAAUUCCCGGACACACAGAGCAUUGUCAAAGGCCGUGGCGGGGACGGGUAUCCGUUCGCGCAUGUCAUCUCACGCGGUACGAAUAACUGCAUGCACCUCAUCUCGCACAACGGGACCGACUGGGAUUUCUGGACGAAUUUGUGGUGCAACACCGAUAAUGUAGGGAACGAACGCUACUACCCGACGGAGAUCCUGGCGACUUCGAUGGCUGUGUAUGAAAACGGCAGUCUCGAGGUGGUGGUGAAGGAUCUGCUGGAUAAUGUGUUGAGACUCCAGCUGGAAGUACCAGUCGACCCAAACGUCAGAUUUUCCAACGGCGAAUGGGAUAAUCUGGGUUCUGCCGGCUGAAAAACGAGCAUUUCAGUCUCAGCUGUUGAGAUUGACUGGGGCUGACUUCUUGGCCUGAUGCCACCUUCAGUACCUCUACGGAGGGGUCGAACGAUUAAAGGAUCGCAUUUCGUCUCGCGUAAUCUUCGAGGUCAUGGACGGCACUGGCUUGGAUUUGAAGGGCACUCCGCCAACCCGUCAACAUACAGAGAUAUGCGGGGUAUCACUCGAUGCACAGGUACUACUGGAUGUUCGAUCAGGCAUUGGCAGUGAAGAAUGGAAGAGUCUGGACUGGAAACGGACCGGAUAGAAUUGAUGCUGCUCCGGCGAAGCAUUUCAAGCACUUUUUGUUAAACUUAUACCCGAUCUCUGGAAGCAGAAGAUGGAAGGAUUUUGCUAGUCGUCUGAAAUAAUUAAUGCCUGCACAAGCGGCUCAGAUACUCUUGCUCAAAG
This is a messenger RNA of Boeremia exigua, 1951 nucleotides long. RefSeq lists its product as uncharacterized. The transcript has 2 exons. The coding region runs from base 35 to 1519 and encodes 494 amino acids. The record is from RefSeq and is a predicted model, not a curated record. NCBI's taxonomy places the organism in Eukaryota, Fungi, Ascomycota, Dothideomycetes, Pleosporales, Didymellaceae.